UUGGAACUAAAAUCGUAUGAUUUUGUGGUAUCGAUGUUGUAAAGUCCGGAGUGUGGUGAUGUUAGUUUUAAUUAUAUUAAAAUGAUAUUUCGCUAAGUUAUUAAGUUUUCAUAAUAUUUUUCCUGUAAAAAUCUCAUCUUACGCCAUGUCUAUCAUCAAGAAAAAAAUCCUGAAUCACCGCCAGUUGAAGAUGCUGGGUGAUCAUAAGUAUUAUGCCGUUGAUAGCAGUCUCAUGGAUCCGUAUCUUCAGCCGUACUGGAAUUUCGUUGUAAAAUUGAUACCGAUGUGGAUAGCUCCUAAUUUAAUUACAUUAGCCGGUUUAAUCGUUAAUAUUGUGACUACGCUGUUUGUAAUGUGGUACAGUCCAGAUUGCUUAUCAGAGGUGCCGUCUUGGUCACAUAUAUUCUGCGCUCUAGGUCUAUUUAUUUAUCAAACACUUGACGCUAUUGACGGUAAACAAGCACGCAGAACUGGAACAUCGUCUCCACUCGGAGAAUUAUUUGAUCAUGGCUGUGAUUCAUUAUCUUCAAUUUUCGUCGUAAUGUCAGUUUGCAUAACGUUGAAGUUGGGAGAUUAUCCUAGAUUUCUGUUCUUUUUUUAUUUUUGUGGAAUAACCGCGUUUUACUGUUCACACUGGCAAACAUAUGUAUCGGGUACAUUUAGAUUUGGUAAAGUUGACGUAACGGAAGCACAAGUCACCAUAAUUUUUGCUCACAUUUUGACUUCAAUUUGCGGCGAACAAUUGUGGAGUAGAAGGAUAUUCGAUUUAAUCGAAUUACGUUUCAUCGUUUGUCUCGGAGCUAUGCUAGGAUGCUUCGUUAUGAUGUACAAUGUAUUCGGCAUUAUACUUUCAGGCGGCAGUGGCAAAAAUGGAUCCACUGUGGCGGGUACUAGCGUCCUGUCACCAGGAAUACCUUUAGUCAGCGUUAUUAUCGCAGGAUACGUAAUUUCGCAAAAAAGUGUUACGAUGAUGUAUGAAAAUCAUCCAGUACUUUUCAUCGUCACAUUCGGUGUAAUUGCCGCAAAAGUUACUAAUAAAUUAGUGGUAGCACAUAUGACGCGAAGUGAGAUGGAAUUAUUCGAUUCUAGUAUGCUGGGAGCGAUAGCGUUAUUUUUAAAUCAGUAUUUUAAUUGUGUAGUAUCCGAGUACAUCGUACUGUGGUUUGCCUUAGUUUGGGCGCUGUACGAUUUGUUAUGUUACUGUUGUCGAGUAUGCGUUGAAAUAUGCCAGUUUCUGCAUAUAAGACUAUUCAGUAUUUCGAACUCAAUCAAAGUGCAGAGCCAAUCAUCGUCGGCCAAUUUGAUGCAAUAUUCAAAUUCAAAUAAUAUUAGUCAGAAUGAUUCUAAAGUACAAUCGAACGGUCAAAAAUUCCGCAGAAAAAAAUUAUGAUUCAUAUAAACGAGGUUUUUUGUUUAAUUCGUUCAAUUUGUUUUAACUUAUUAUUUUUUUUCUUUGAUUUCGUUUCCAUCAAAAAUGUAUAUAAUGGAGAAAAACGUAUCCGAAUUGACUAGUUAUUUCUCUAGUUCCUGUGUGCGUGUGUUUAGUUGCAAAUGAUUCUUGUACUAUGUGUCGAUUAAUUUUUUUAUUUUUUGUUUUUGUUUGUUUUUUUUUUUUUGAAAUUACGUCCUAUUAUUCAAAGCGUAAAGCCGCAACAAUACUCGCAAUGUUUUUUACUAUUUCUUUGAAUUUUUGGACGAAAAUUGAUAAAUUUUAUUAUGUUAGCAUGCGCAGUUUUAAGCGACUUAGACGCCGAAAUGCGAGGUUUUAAUAUUAAGGUGAUUUGAGGUUUACGUUAUUGAUUGUGUUUUUUUUCAAUUUUUUUUGUUUCUAAAUUAUUCGUGAAGGUGUUUGUUUUCUUUUUCUAAUUAUUACAGCGGAUUUUAAUUGUUUUUCGGUGAAAGUGUACGUGUGAUGAGUGUGACUUUUUUUUUGAGAAACUUGAUGGCUUUUGUAACGAUUUUAUGGGAUCGUUGAACGUUGUGAUGAAUUCAUUCGAAUAGUCGUUUAUUUUAUAAGCGUUUUUGUUUUAAUUAUUUUAUCUUAUGGUAUCCAUCUUGCCGUAUAUUUUAGUCGUUUAUUGUUUAUUCAGUAUUAUUAGCCCAUUCGUAAUCACAUACUAUGUCCGUCGUAUUUUUUAAUAUGUGUUAAGAAUUUAAUAUCACGGAAUUCUUACAAAUUGAUUUGUUUUCGCGUUAUUGAAUAACGGUUUAGAUAGUCGAACGUAUUACCAUUUAUAGAACUGCAUGUAUACGUACUGAAAUUACUCAUUUGCAUACGCGUUAUCGGUACAAAUGAUUAUUUAUCAUAUGGACCAUUUGCCGUCAAGUUUCGACAUUAUUUUUAAUCGAAUCGUAUAUCACAAUUUUAAGUCGUGUGGGUAAUGAAAUUUGUAUUUUGAACAGAAUUCCGACAUUUGCAUCAGGAGUAAGAGAACGGAGGCUGUUAUCAGUUUUUCAGACCGAUUACAACUCGCGUGUAAUUGUGAAGAUAAAGCGUCUGUUCUUUUAUCAAUGACGAACGAUUUGUAAUGAAAUGGAGAAUUCGGCGAUGAUUAAUGACCCCGAAUGACCCUUCUAUUCUGUAAUCUUUUGGACUUCGUUUGUAUAGGAUGAUCGACAAUUGUUACGUAAAACUGUAGGCCCUCGUUGAACAUUGAAAAAUACUACUACUUAUACAUUACGUGUUGAUGAUGGAAAACGAUGCAGCGCUUUAGAAAGUUAUUUGAACACGUGGUUUAUGAAUUUCGUUUUAUUUAAAAUAAGAAGGCCAAACUUCAGUUCGGUAUUGAAACAUACACAUUUGUUUACUUUAUGCACCUAAAAACCUACACACGAACAAAAAAAAAACUGUAUAAAAUGUAAUAUUUUCAGCUAAAUAAUUUAUUCCAUUGUAAAUAAAAUUAUAAUCUAAGCCAGUCUGCGACUCUGCGUUCGAUUGAAGUAGAAAAGAAAAAAAAACUAGGAAACAUGGUGUUAUGUAUUUUUUUUUUUUACUGAUAAAACUACAGAUGUUUGGUAAUUCUGUAUUGUAAAGUGUACAAAUUGAUUUAAAAUUGUCAUUGUUACUUAUUUUAUUGACCAUUUUAAUAUUAGAAUGAGUUAGUCAUCAGUAAAAAUAUAAUAUUUUGUUAUGUAAUACAUAGCUCGGCUUUUACCGAUAAGCUUGAUUAUAGCUUUUAUGUUACGUU
Molecule: messenger RNA, 3188 nt
Organism: Planococcus citri (citrus mealybug)
Lineage: Eukaryota; Metazoa; Arthropoda; Insecta; Hemiptera; Pseudococcidae
Gene: bbc
Product: choline/ethanolaminephosphotransferase 1 bbc
Exons: 8
Coding region: 146-1390 (414 amino acids)
Biological process (GO): phosphatidylethanolamine biosynthetic process
Cellular component (GO): Golgi apparatus; endoplasmic reticulum membrane
Molecular function (GO): diacylglycerol cholinephosphotransferase activity; ethanolaminephosphotransferase activity
Source: RefSeq, a predicted model, not a curated record